GUCGGAACAACUACCCCUUCAGUCACAGCAACUCCAGGUCCAACAACAGGCACCGCAGUCACGCAGCCACCGAUUGUCACCACUGGACCUGUGUCCAAUGCUACCACUCCUGUUGUCGUGUCCACAACAAAGGUACCGGUUGUCACAACAGCAGGACCAACCACAGCUGUUGUCACCUCAACGCCAUCUGUUGUCACCGGAACUACUAAAGUACCAGUGGUUACCCCACCAGUCGGACCAACCACCCCUUCAGUCACAGCAACUCCAGGUCCAACAACAGGCACCGCAGUGACACAGCCACCGAUUGUGACCACUGGACCUGUGUCCAAUGCUACCACUCCUGUUGUCGUGUCCACAACAAAGGUACCGGUUGUCACUACGGCAGGACCAACCACAGCUGUUGUCACCUCAACACCAUCUGUAGUCAACAAAACUACCAAAGUGCCUGUGGUUACCCCACCAGUCGGAACAGCCACCCCUUCAGUCACAGCAACUCCAGGUCCAACAACAGGGGUUCCUGUCAUGACAACAGCAGGACCAACCACAGCUUUUGUCACCUCAACACCAUCUGUAGUCACCGGAACUACUAAAGUUCCAGAGAUAACCCCAAUUACCACUCCAACAUUAUGUAUCUGCAAUGUGAAUGGAACCAUCUACCGGCCUGGGGACACUGUGUACAACGUCACAGAUGGCUUGGGGUGGUGUUAUAUCGCAUUCUGCAAUGCCUCCUGUAAAACUGACAAACGAUUCAAUCCAUGUGUCACACCUAGCACAACCAUUCCCGCCACCACAACUGUAUUUAUAGGUACCACCCCACCGCCCACUCCUCCCCCAACCAUCCCACCCCAGUUUACCACCCCACCCUUUACUACUGCCCUUGACUGUGUACAUUUGGAUCCCCCUCGGAAGAAUGGAGAGACCUGGAGAACUGAAAAUUGCACAACAGCUACAUGUAUAGAAGGCAAUGUCGAAGAGAUGGCCACUAUUUGUGCCACACCUCGGCCAGUUGUGUGUGCCAAUGGACGUGAGCCUGUCACGGUCAGCGAAGAUGGUUGCUGCUAUGAAAAACAAUGCGAAUGCAUCUGCAGCACUUGGUCAAAAAAACACUACCGGACAUUCGAUGGAUUUAAAUAUGUUUUCAAAGGGCAAUGUUCAUACUACCUGGUGAAAGAGAUUGUAAAUAAGCAUGCAUUUAACAUCACUGUGAGCAACGCAGACUGUCGAACUGAAGACAAAAAGUUCUGUCCUCAGUCACUAAUCAUCACAUAUGGAGAUUAUAAAAUAUAUUUAACUCAUAAGAUUAAUUCAUUUUCAGUAAUAACUAAUGAGGUAUAUAUCAAUCAGAAACGAAUCUAUCCUGCCUUCAGUAAUUCAGUUGUGCGGAUCACAAACUCCAAUCGGGUUGUUAAAGUGAUGAUCCCUGAUAUAAAGACAGAAAUUGUCUUCUCCCCCACUCUCGUCCUGAUCUCACUUAGUUCUCAGAUAUUUAGUGGGAAAACGGAGGGACUGUGUGGAACAUGUGACAACUCACAGUCCAAUGACUGCCGUUCUCCCAACGGUCAGGUUGGCGAUUGUCCUACCACUUCAGGAGAGUGGACUGUACCUAGAGAACCAUGUGGCCCUCCUUCCACACCAGUUUAUCCUGCCACAACCCCAGCAUUCACAACCCCACCAACUGUUACUUCCCCAAGAUACCCUACACCAACUUCAAGACCCCCAACACCAACUUUAAGACCCCCAACACCAACUUCAGGACCCCCAUCACCAACUUUAAGACCCCCAACACCAACUUUAAGACCCCCAACACCAACUUUAAGACCCCCAACACCAACUUCAGGACCCCCAUCACCAACUUUAAGACCCCCAACACCAACUUUAAGACCC
This is a messenger RNA of Synchiropus splendidus (mandarinfish), 1884 nucleotides long. Its product is annotated as mucin-2-like. The annotation marks the transcript as partial. Gene Ontology annotation, cellular component: extracellular matrix. The record is from RefSeq and is a predicted model, not a curated record. Lineage: Eukaryota; Metazoa; Chordata; Actinopteri; Syngnathiformes; Callionymidae. The transcript is spliced from 7 exons.